AUGCGAUGGGAUUUGUUCAAGCAAGUCUAUCUGAGCUUGUCUUUUCCUGCUUGCACAGUCACCCACCCCUGGAAGGAGCAAAUGCCCAACAGCAGCUCCAUCACCCAGUUCCUCCUCCUGGCAUUUGCAGAGUCACGGGAGAUGCAGCUCUUGCACUUCUGCCUCUUCCUGGGCAUCUACCUGGCUGCCCUCCUGAGCAACGGCCUCAUCAUCACCGCCAUAGCCUGCGACCACCACCUCCACACCCCCAUGUACUUCUUCCUCCUCAACCUCUCCCUCCUCGACCUGGGCUCCAUCUCCACCACUCUCCCCAAAUCCAUGGCCAAUUCCCUCUGGGACACCAGGGACAUUUCCUAUGCAGGAUGCACUGCACAGGUCUUUUGGUUUCUCUCCUUUGUUUCUUCAGAAUAUUAUCUUCUCACCAUCAUGGCCUAUGACCGCUACGUUGCCAUCUGCAAACCCCUG
Grus americana (Whooping crane) is the source of this 465-nucleotide messenger RNA. RefSeq names its product olfactory receptor 14I1-like. The annotation marks the transcript as partial. Gene Ontology annotation, biological process: G protein-coupled receptor signaling pathway. The record is from RefSeq and is a predicted model, not a curated record. Gene Ontology annotation, molecular function: G protein-coupled receptor activity. Gene Ontology annotation, cellular component: membrane. NCBI's taxonomy places the organism in Eukaryota, Metazoa, Chordata, Aves, Gruiformes, Gruidae. The transcript has a single exon.